Molecule: messenger RNA, 6212 nt
Organism: Mus pahari (shrew mouse)
Lineage: Eukaryota; Metazoa; Chordata; Mammalia; Rodentia; Muridae
Gene: Efr3b
Product: EFR3 homolog B
Exons: 23
Coding region: 118-2466 (782 amino acids)
Biological process (GO): protein localization to plasma membrane
Cellular component (GO): plasma membrane
Source: RefSeq, a predicted model, not a curated record
GCGGCGGUUCCUGGCCACGGUGUGUGUGGCUGCUGCGGCGCCCUUCGUCCCAGGUACAAGAGGCUGGUGGACAAUAUCUUCCCUGAAGAUCCUGAGGAUGGUCUGGUGAAGACCAACAUGGAGAAACUGACCUUCUAUGCCCUCUCGGCUCCAGAAAAACUGGAUCGAAUUGGUGCCUACCUCUCAGAGAGGCUCAUCCGAGACGUGGGUCGCCAUCGAUAUGGGUAUGUGUGUAUCGCCAUGGAGGCGCUGGACCAGCUACUCAUGGCCUGCCACUGCCAGAGCAUCAACCUCUUCGUGGAAAGCUUCCUUAAAAUGGUGGCCAAGCUGCUGGAGUCGGAGAAGCCGAACCUUCAGAUCCUGGGCACCAACUCGUUUGUGAAGUUCGCCAACAUUGAAGAGGACACCCCCUCCUAUCAUCGAAGCUAUGACUUCUUUGUGUCCCGAUUCAGUGAAAUGUGUCACUCAAGCCACGAUGACCUGGAAAUCAAGACUAAGAUUCGCAUGUCAGGCAUCAAAGGCCUGCAAGGGGUAGUGAGAAAAACGGUGAAUGAUGAGCUGCAGGCCAACAUCUGGGACCCACAGCACAUGGACAAGAUCGUCCCGUCGCUGCUUUUCAAUCUGCAGCACGUGGAAGAGGCAGAGAGCCGGUCUCCCUCGCCCCUCCAAGCACCAGAGAAGGAAAAGGAGAACCCAGCGGAACUGGCUGAGAGGUGCCUGAGAGAGCUGCUGGGCCGGGCCGCCUUUGGCAACAUCAAGAACGCCAUCAAGCCCGUUCUUAUCCAUCUGGAUAACCACUCUCUUUGGGAACCCAAGGUGUUUGCCACCCGUUGCUUUAAAAUCAUCAUGUACUCAAUUCAGCCGCAGCACUCCCACCUGGUUAUCCAGCAGCUCCUGAGCCACCUGGACGCCAACAGCCGCAGCGCGGCGACUGUGCGCGCCGGCAUCGUGGAAGUCCUAUCGGAAGCUGCAGUUAUCGCUGCCACGGGCUCUGUCGGGCCCACGGUACUGGAGAUGUUCAACACCCUGCUGCGGCAGCUGAGGCUCAGCAUCGACUACGCGCUAACCGGGAGCUACGACGGCGCUGUGAGCCUGGGCUCCAAGAUCAUCAAGGAGCAUGAGGAGCGCAUGUUCCAGGAGGCCGUCAUCAAAACUAUCGGCUCCUUUGCCAGCACACUGCCGACCUACCAGCGCUCAGAGGUGAUCCUCUUCAUCAUGAGCAAAGUCCCGCUGCCUUCCGUGCAUCACCCCGUAGAGACCGGACGGACGGGGGAAAAUAGGAACCGGCUGACCCAGAUCAUGUUGCUGAAGUCCCUCCUUCAGGUAUCCACAGGUUUCCAGUGCAACAACAUGAUGUCAGCCCUGCCCAGCAACUUUCUGGACCGCCUUCUCUCCACUGCCCUUAUGGAGGAUGCAGAAAUCCGCCUCUUCGUCUUAGAGAUUCUCAUCAGUUUCAUUGAUCGCCAUGGCAACCGCCACAAGUUCUCUACCAUCAGCACCCUUGGUGACAUCUCAGUCCUGAAGUUGAAAGUGGACAAGUGCUCCCGGCAGGACACUGUCUUCAUGAAGAAGCACUCCCAGCAGCUAUACAGGCACAUCUACCUGAGCUGUAAGGAGGAGACGAACAUCCAGAAGCACUACGAGGCACUCUACGGCCUGUUGGCCCUCAUCAGCAUCGAGCUGGCCAAUGAGGAGGUGGUGGUGGACCUCAUCCGACUGGUGCUGGCUGUUCAGGAUGUGGCCCAGGUCAACGAGGAGAACCUGCCUACCUACAACCGCUGUGCGCUCUACGCUCUGGGUGCAGCCUACCUGAACCUCAUCAGCCAGCUCACAACAGUGCCUGCCUUCUGCCAGCACAUCCACGAGGUGAUAGAGACCAGAAAGAAAGAGGCACCAUACAUGCUUCCUGAGGAUGUGUUUGUGGAAAGGCCCAGGCUGUCUCAGAAUCUAGAUGGUGUGGUGAUCGAGUUUCUCUUCCGCCAGAGCAAAAUCAGUGAGGUUCUGGGGGGCAGCGGCUACAAUUCGGACAGACUCUGCCUGCCCUACAUCCCUCAGCUGACAGAUGAAGAUCGCUUGUCCAAGAGGAAGAGCAUUGGAGAGACCAUUUCCCUUCAGGUAGAGGUGGAGUCCAGGAACAGCCCAGAGAAAGAGGAGCGAGUUCCUGCAGAAGAGAUCACAUAUGAGACACUGAAGAAGGCCAUUGUGGACAGUGUGGCGGUUGAGGAGCAGGAGCGUGAGCGGCGGAGACAGGUGGUAGAGAAAUUCCAGAAGGCGCCCUUUGAGGAAAUUGCAGCCCAUUGUGGGGCCCGGGCAUCACUGCUGCAGAGCAAACUCAACCAGAUCUUUGAAAUCACCAUCCGGCCCCCUCCAAGCCCUUCAGGAACCAUCAGCGCAGCCUACGGCCAGCCGCAGAACCACUCCAUCCCUGUCUAUGAGAUGAAGUUUCCCGAUCUGUGUGUAUACUGAACUCCAGGAGACAGAACUCCUUAGAGGACACAGUCUGCAGGAGGACCACCCCCCUGCUCACUCUCACCUUGGAAAUCUAGCUGGGAUAGCUAAGAACUAGUCACCUUGGACAAUGAGCAAAGGGGGAGUCUCUGGUCCUCUGUGCCCCUCCUUCCUCCUUGUCAUCUUCCGUGAGGAGGGUCCGGCCACCUGUCCUCUGGGCUAAUAAGCAUCUGACCUGUCUUCUCUUGUAUCAGCCAGGAACAGAGAAUCACAAGGAUGUCUCCAUUGAGAAGCAGAAGGGCCUGGGAAGCCUCCAGGGGGUGUGUGAGGGAGUGUCAGCCACUCCCACAGAAAGGAGCCUGAUAGCCACAUGGUUGGUCAAAGGAGGGCAGAGGUGGCACUUGGGGAAGUGACCCUGUGAGAGCUCAGGGUGAUGUCUGCUCUCACCUCUUAAGGCUUGGGUGUCUUGCCCAGCAUCCUGCCUACUCUCUAGUUGUCUGCACUUCUUUUUCUACUGUUAAUCAAUGCUUAGCAUUUACAGCCAGAGCUGGGGAUAGAGACACUGGGGCAGCAUGGCUAGCAGGAGAGCUGGGGAUGGGUCUCCCAGACCGGGUGGCCGCUUCAGCAAAGCACAAGUGUGGUGAGCCUGUGUCCUGGCAGUGUGGCAUCUUCUCAUAUUCUCUGUCCAGCGGAAGCUUGGGGUGGGUCUUCUCUGGUUCUCUCUUCUGGAUGUUUCCUGGUUGUUAAGUUUAGUCCCUGAUGUCUUUGUUUCCUCGGCCUCUGGGAUGAGAGAAAGCUGAGCAAGCUAGCUGGUUCUAGAUGGCUGGAGAGGGGGGAGGAAGGACCAGGGCCCCGAGGCCCAUCCACAUCACUUCCCCUGGAAGAUGCUCCCAGCAGUAGUGAGGGCUUAAGAGAGGCAGUUGAGCGAGUGGCACUUUAGAAUUUGGGGAAAGAAAGAUUUAACAUCUAGAAUUGAAAAAAACAUUUUCCUUCUCUGGGCAAAGUCUGAGACACUAGGGACAACUGGCCUUGCUUGUGGCCUGGGUAGAGGUGGUAGGAAUCACUUUGGCUUCCAUUUUCCCUAUGUGCCACCUCCCUGUCCCUAUGUGACUCGUGUGUGCUGGGAGCCGCUGACCCAGGACUGGGUGGGUGCAAACAAGGCCACUUGCAGUUAUCUUGGUUUGGCCCUUUCCUGAUGUCCCUUGUGGUGUCUCCAUACCUCUCAGAAUGCCUAGCAGUGGGCAUACUCCACGGUCCAAGAUAGUCCGUCCUUUCCCUUUCAAACUUCCCAUACGUUUUCCAAGCUGUUUUUCUCUCAGGACCAACAUUGCUCCAGAGAUUUUGCUUCUUAGAAAGGGGAAGUGGUUCUGUUGGCCUGCAGGAAUCAUUUCUAAGGUAUGGUUUUAGGCAGUGUGGCCUGGGGUAUUAAAGGAGACAUUAGGCUUCUCAGGACCCUGUAUGGUGACAGCCUGCUCACUAGGACAGGUGACAACAUUUUCCAGAAUUAGGAGAACUGGAGCACAUGUACUUUCCAUUGCAUAUGUGAUAAAUAUCAUAGAUGGGGCCCUCCUGACCCUUUCCCCAGAGUUUCCCAUUUGUAAUACAACUCUUUCCCAUGGUCUCUGCACUGAGCCAUGGGCUCAUGGCUCCAGCAUGGCCUGCAUGAUCUCAGGUCCCUGAGGACAACACCCCAACACCACCCACAUGGCUUUGGAGCUGUGUGGCUACUGCUCAACCUAAGUUUAUAAGCAUGACCUUGAAGGCAAGUUUAAGCAUGAAGGCAAGUAACCUUUUAGAAACUAAGAACAUUUAAGCCUUGUGCUAAAAAAUGUCCUUUUUCACUUGCCAGCCACAUCCUCUAUCCUCUGCUUAGCUAGAGUGAGAGUCCAUUAGUUUCUUUAUUGUUCCCACUGACAUCAUUGUCCACCCCUGAGAUAUCUUAACCCUGGUUGUGGAUUGGGAGAAGCACUUCCUUGGCGUCUUUUGAGAGCCAGCGUCAGAACCGAAGGCCUGCAGGCCCACACAGAUGGGAACACCUUGCCCUGGGAACAGAAGAGAGGCACAGGGUUCAUGUGUGCAGACUCAGUGGCUGCUCGGUCUUCUUCCCAGUGUUUCUUUUUCUUCAUACCAUGGCUGUGUGGUAGGGACAUGCUGCUUUUAGAGAACUGGUCACUUGUGUGCCCUCUUCUUGGUAGAAUUGAUUUAAAUUUACAUCCAGUAGGAUACCGGGAACCUGAUCAUGACCAAGUAUGCCUCAGAGUCAGGAAGUCUAGAUGGUGAUUGCAGGAGAAUCUGUCCCUCCGUCCCAAGGCUGGGAAAAGAAGCAGAAGCACAGCGGGUGGAGGCCAGAGGAACAGCCCAGUGCCCAUGCCUUUCUAGCCCUUGGUGUCUGAUCGCCCUGUCUCAAGUUCUGUUCUCUUUCCCUGUUGUAAACCAGAAUCAAAAGGAGCCAACAAACCUAUUAAGGUCAACCAGUCCCCACCCCACCCCCACGAUCAAAGCACCCAGGGCUCUGGCCUAGAGGGUGACAUCCCACUGACAGAAUCUAGCAGGCAGGAAUAUGUUUGAGGGUUAGGAGUUAACGUGGUUGACCAUAAAAAGUGGAUUAAGAGAAAAUGCCUGAUCCAGAAGCAGCUGCUGUUUUCCUAUGCUGAACCCGUUUCUUGUUUUCUCUUGACUAAAGUGGAUGGUUUCAUGACUCCUAAGUGGCCUCAUCAGAAAACCUAGAAAUGCCCCCUUCUGGCUCCCACCUUCACACAAAGCCGGAGAACAUGGGCCUGGGACCAAGGACCCUGGUCAGAGCAGCCAUAUCCCAUAUGCUGCCUGUGCAUAUGGGAUAUGGUCCUGGUCCUGGUCCACACGAUGCAGUUCACCUGAAGUAGGAUUGGAAAAGCCCUAAGACUCUUGACUUCUUGAAAAGAAGCCCCAGACUUCUUGGGGUCCCUUGGUCAUGGUGCCUUCCAGUUGUCCUUUUGCUGUCAUAGACCUACCCACCUGCCACAGAGAAAGCUGCUAAGCCCUGUGGCAUAGCUGUGUUUGGGGCCUGGGGGAAAGGCAAGGUCUGAGAUGCGGGUCUGAGCUUUGUGUUUAAAAGCAGAUUUGGAGGUUGGGGAGGGCAUAUCGGGCAAGCGGGGUCUGCUUUCUUUGACCUUUUCUGGCAAGCAGAUUGCACCAAAGCAAGAAUCUUGUCCUUGGAAUCUGGGGAUAAAGUUUAUGGAAAACAGUCUGGUUUCUAAGACCGUAUAAAGCUGGGUCUAGUCUAAAGACUGCAAGGGGAAACCAUGGGAGGCCCUGUUCUUGAUUCUGGGUACCCGGAGAGUGAUAAGGAAUGACACCAUGGCUCUGUUGACUGCCCUUUGGCACCAGCCUGGCUCCUUCGGGGAGCCCAGCACUUGCCCUUUCUGAACUCUUAAUGACUGGAGUCUGGCACAUGGAGUAUAAAAGUGCACACCCAUAGAUGCUGCAGUCCAUCAUCUAAGUGUGUCUGAGCUUUUUAGACCUUCACGGCCUGGCUGAGUGUGUGUAUAUGUGUCUAUGUCCGUGCAUGUGUGUGAUGUAGUUUAUAGUUACCAAUAUUGUGUAUAUAAUAGCUGACAUAUUUAUAUGUGAGUACAGAAUUGGUACCUGUGGCAGUCUUCUGUGUUUUAAACUUGUUGAAUCAACUUAGUUUUCCUUCCAGGGAAGGGGGUAUUCUGAAGUCAUUCUUUAGAACUAUUAGCUGUGGUUGGUGCCCUUUUCAAAUAAAUGUUAAUGUUGUCACCAUA